Protobothrops mucrosquamatus (brown spotted pit viper) is the source of this 3345-nucleotide messenger RNA. RefSeq names its product leucine zipper like transcription regulator 1 (gene LZTR1). Gene Ontology annotation, cellular component: Golgi apparatus. Gene Ontology annotation, molecular function: protein binding. The transcript is spliced from 20 exons. NCBI's taxonomy places the organism in Eukaryota, Metazoa, Chordata, Lepidosauria, Squamata, Viperidae. Bases 36 to 2387 code for a protein of 783 amino acids. The record is from RefSeq and is a predicted model, not a curated record.
UCUUGGUCGAUGUCUUCGGCAGCAAAAGCCGGGCCAUGGCGGCUGAGGCCAACUCUGGCGGGCGGUCCAAGGUGGCGCCCAGCGUAGAUUUUGAUCAUAGCUGCUCCGACAGUGUCGAAUACCUGACUUUGAACUUCGGGCCUUUCGAGACGGUGCACCGGUGGCGCCGCCUCCCGCCCUGCGAUGAGUUCGUCGGGGCUCGUCGUAGCAAGCACACCGUGGUCGCUUAUCGAGAUGCCAUCUACGUCUUUGGUGGGGAUAACGGAAAAACUAUGUUGAAUGACCUGUUAAGAUUUGAUGUGAAGGACUGUUCUUGGUGCAGGGCUUUUACUACUGGGACCCCACCAGCACCAAGGUAUCACCAUUCAGCAGUAGUUUAUGGAAGCAGCAUGUUUGUAUUUGGUGGCUACACUGGAGAUAUAUAUUCCAAUUCCAACCUGAAGAACAAAAAUGAUCUUUUUGAAUAUAAACUUGCAACAGGCCAAUGGACUGAAUGGAAGAUUGAAGGAAGAUUACCAGUUGCCCGGUCAGCUCAUGGUGCAACCGUCUAUAGUGAUAAACUGUGGAUCUUUGCAGGAUAUGAUGGAAAUGCACGAUUAAAUGAUAUGUGGACUAUUAAUUUACAAGACAGAGAUUUAACGUGUUGGGAAGAGAUUAAACAGACUGGUGAGAUUCCCCCUUCAUGCUGUAAUUUUCCUGUAGCUGUCUGCAAAGAGAGGAUGUUUGUUUUUUCUGGCCAGAGUGGAGCAAAGAUUACCAAUAACCUUUUCCAGUUCGAAUUCAAAGAAAAAAUUUGGACACGAAUCCCUACCGAACACUUACUGCGGGGGUCUCCACCUCCUCCCCAAAGGAGAUAUGGUCACACAAUGGUUGCUUUUGAUCGCCAUCUAUAUGUGUUUGGUGGUGCUGCAGACAAUACAUUGCCUAAUGAACUUCAUUGCUAUGAUGUUGACUCUCAGACAUGGGAAGUUAUCCAUCCAAGUCCAGAUAGUGAGUUACCAACUGGAAGACUCUUCCAUGCUGCAGCUGUUAUCUGUGAUGCCAUGUAUAUCUUUGGCGGGACAGUGGACAAUAACAUCAGAAGUGGAGAAAUGUAUAGAUUUCAGUUUUCUUGUUAUCCAAAAUGUACUUUACAUGAUGACUAUGGAAGACUAUGGGAAAACAGGCAGUUCAGUGAUCUAGAAUUUGUACUUGGGGAGAAAGAAGAGAGGGUCCGAGGGCAUACAGCUAUUGUCACAGCUCGCUGUAAAUGGCUCAGGAAGAAAAUUACACAGGCAAAAGAAAGGCUGAAACAGAAAUCUAAGCAAGAGCUUGAUGAGGAAGGACAAGAGAUGCCCCAAAAGGAAAUGGCAGGCAACAAUGUAAAGAUGGGUCGCCUACAGCCGCUGCUGGAAGUGACAAUCCGGGAAGCAGAAGCUCAGCCCUUUGAAGUGCUCAUGCAGUUCCUUUACACAGACAAAAUCAAAUACCCACGCAAAGGGCAUGUGCAAGAUGUUCUGCUCAUCAUGGAUGUGUACAAGUUGGCACUUAACUUCAAACUAUCCAGACUGGAACAACUCUGUGUCCAAUACAUUGAGGCUUCAGUAGAUCUGCAGAAUGUACUUGUUGUAUGUGAAAAUGCAAACAAACUUCAGCUGGAUCAGCUGAAGGAACACUGUCUGAAUUUUGUGGUAAAAGAAUCACACUUUAAUCAGGUAAUAAUGAUGAAAGAAUUUGAACACCUUUCUUCAUCUUUGAUAGUAGAGAUAGUACGAAGAAAACAGCAACCUCCAUUUCGAACACAUUCUGAUCAGCCUCUUGAUAUUGGAACGUCAUUGAUUCAGGAUAUGAAAGCCUAUUUGGAAGGUGCUGGUCUAGAAUUCUGUGAUAUCAUUCUACUAUUAGAUGGUCAUCCAAGACCAGCUCAUAAAGCUAUUCUUGCAGCUCGCUCUAGUUACUUUGAAGCCAUGUUUCGUUCUUUUAUGCCAGAAGAUGGCCAAGUUAAUAUUUCAAUUGGUGAGAUGGUGCCAAGCAAACAAGCAUUUGAAUCUAUGCUACGAUAUAUUUAUUAUGGUGAAGUGAAUAUGCCUCCUGAAGACUCCCUCUACCUCUUUGCUGCCCCUUAUUAUUAUGGGUUCUAUAAUAAUCGUCUUCAAGCAUAUUGCAAGCAGAAUCUGGAAAUGAAUGUCACUGUGGAAAAUGUGCUUCAGAUUUUAGAGGCAGCUGACAGGACCCAGGCACUGGACAUGAAGAGACAUUGCCUAUAUAUCAUUGUUCACCAGUUCACCAAGGUAUCCAAGCUGCCAAAUCUUCGGUCUCUCAGUCAACCUCUUCUACUUGACAUCAUAGAAUCAUUAGCAAAUCACAUAUCAGACAAACAGUGUGCUGAGCUUGGAGCAGAUAUUUAAGAUUUUGUUUAUUCUGCAUCUUGCAUAUUUUCUUCUAAGAGAUUACACUCUUCCUAUCUAUAAAGAUAUUUAAUAUCAAUAAUACACUUUCGAUUCUUGUCAGAACAAUGUUGCUAAAUCGAAAAUGCAGUCUCUAAAAAUUGGACACAACUGAAUGGAACAAAAAAAUAUUACACACGCAGACAUAUUGGGAUGCUUAAGGUAUAAAAAGCAAAGGAAUACUGUUCUUUCCAAAAACAAGUUAUGCAGUGAAACAACAAAAAUAUUCCUCUUUCUUUAGCAUAUAAUGACUUCUUUUGACAAUCUACAUCCAAGCUAUAUUAUUUUAAGAUGUCAUCAAAGACUUUCUUCAGAACAUUGAAUUGCCACCCCCCCCUUUGCAACACUUGCCUCUUUAUGUAUGUCCUAAAAAGUUUAUUGUACUUUUAUUUGUUGUUAUAUUAUGAGCCUCCCAGAGUCCUUUGGAAGUUGGGUAAUUCCUAAAUCAAAACAAAUAAAUUGUAGUAAAUUUAUAAAGUUACACUGGGUGAAAAUAUAGACAUGGAAUCUUUAAAAAGUCUUUUAAAAUUAACUACACAUUUCAAACUCUCUUGUUCUACAUGUAAUUUGAAAUAUUCACAUAGACAGAGUUGGAUAGCAUACAAGUUUAAUAAAUCAUUAUCAUCCUCAUCCUCAUCAUUGUGGAAAAAUCCUUAUCAGCCUACUAGAGUGUGUUUUAAAAGAUGGAUUCAUAUAUCAACUAAGCCAAAUGAGUACAUUUCGUGCAACUAUGCCAACACCAAACAAAUUACUUUAUGAUAUAACCUGAUAGGGGAAACUAUUCAGUAUGUUCAUAGCACUUAAUAUUUUCAGAAAAAUUAUCUGAAUUGCCAAGUUGUUGUUUUUCUCUAGGUACUUCUAUAGAUCUGUUUAUUCUACUUCUAUAGAUUUGUUUAUUAAAAAUUCCUGAAUAAAACAA